This is a messenger RNA of Tachysurus vachellii, 1018 nucleotides long. RefSeq lists its product as uncharacterized. Lineage: Eukaryota; Metazoa; Chordata; Actinopteri; Siluriformes; Bagridae. The record is from RefSeq and is a predicted model, not a curated record. The transcript has 5 exons. Bases 1 to 837 code for a protein of 278 amino acids.
AUGUGUGGGGCAUUACCAAGCCCAGUCAUAAACCCAUUUCACCCAAACCCUGGUCAGAGUCGACCUCGUUUUAGUUUUUCAAGAUCAUCCACUGCUACCACUGCUGCUGCUUGCACACCCCAUCCUGCAACUAAUCAAAAAAUCUACCAAAGAACCAUUUUCCUUGGUCAACUUGAGGGUGACAAAAUAGUACAGGACAAGGCCUUGAUAAUCCCUUUUCAAGAGUCUGAGGCCUGUUUGUCUACCAUCACAACCAAAGUUAAAGAAGCCCUUGCUAUGGGUGCUGAUGAAGACAUCAUUUUAACUGAUAGUCAAGGAAACCUACUCCUUGAUAGCCCUGGCACAAAAGGUUCUUCUUAUUGGAAGCAGAGCUCCAGGCGCUUUUUUGCCAUCAAAGAAGAUGUUUUUGCAGAAAUGGGAAGAAGAAGAAAAAGAAGAAAACUAGGGCAAGCUAAAAGACACGAGGAAUCGGAGCUCUUAGAAAUAAGAGACAAAAUCGAGGAGGUCCUUCUCGCAUCUGAAGGGUUACCAGCUGUGUCAGCCAAGCUCAGGGAGCUCUCCAAGCAUUCUGAGGGCCUCACAGAACAGCAAAGUGAGAUAUUGAAGACCUCAUUUAGGUGCAAUGUAUGCAGAGGAGUGAUGAACAGUCCUAUGCUGGCGCGCUGCUGUCGCAGUUUGGUUGGUUGUCGAGAGUGUGUCAAUGCUAUACUCCAGGAGGGUCAAGGAUGUGUUAAGUGUCGGUCUCCAAUUACAGAGGAAUCCCUGGUGGCUGUAGCUGGCCUCUCUGAAGUUUUGAAUGUUAUUAGGGCCAUAGAAGAGCAGUACACUUCUGUAUAAAAGUGUGUAUGCAUGUAAAAGAGUGCAUAUUUCAAAUGUUAAAAAAGUUAAUGCACAAUAAGAGAAGUUUAAAUAGUCCUGUUGUUUUUUUUUUUGGUGGCUGGCCACCCUAAUGUUUUAAAUCUAAUAAGGCCCACAGAAGUUUGUUAUAUGGUAUAAUGAGUGUUCAGAUGUUCAUUUA